This is a messenger RNA of Stylophora pistillata, 3276 nucleotides long. RefSeq lists its product as uncharacterized. Lineage: Eukaryota; Metazoa; Cnidaria; Anthozoa; Scleractinia; Pocilloporidae. The record is from RefSeq and is a predicted model, not a curated record.
AAUCAUGGCGGCCUUUUGAUGUUAUUUACUGAAAGUGAUUCCUAAAUGGCGAAACGAAGAGUUCGAAUCACCUACGCUCCAAAAUCAAGGCGCAGAAGCCGUGAAUCUGAACGAAGUCAGUCAAUUGUGGAAUCAAAUGUACCAAGGAUAAAGGAAACAGAUGUUUUCCCAUCGACUACACUAGUUAGUCAAGAUAAAAAAGAAGAGAGAGAAAGUCGUUCUUCAAGCAAGGAACAUUUAUCUCCACACAGAAAUUUAAAGUCUAAUAAAACUGAAGGUAAAUGUGGAAGGACACCCAAGGGUAAACAGAGAACAAAAAAGAAAGUAUUUAGCAAGAGAGGAAAAGCUUUGAAGGAUAAUGGAACACCACAGCGCAUUCAGGAUAUAACUGUCACAAAGAGAACAUAUGCAAGAUGGAAAUCACUUUGCUUGUCAACAAAAACAUACACUAAACAAGUCAUUGAAAACACUAUUUUGAGUGUUCUGAAUGAUGUUCCGAAUUCCAAGAAGAGAGACAUUCAGUUUCAUUUUAAGCAAAUAUCUGAAAGGACUGCUAGAAGGCUUGACACAAUGAAGGGACCAACCCAAAGGGGAGACUACACCAAAAUGGAAACUGAAUCACAUGAAUUGGAAGAUGCAUUAAUUUCUUGUAAUAAUCAAGCAGAUGUUUUGGAGAAAGAAUUAGAUGACCAGAGAAGGCUAUUAGAACAGGAUGAAGAGAUGUUACAAAGCUACAGUGAUCAACAAAACCAGCAAAACCAACCACAGCUCCAUCCUCUGCUCCAAGUUGAGCCUCAAAACUCCUUAAAUCUACCAAGCUUGGCACAUGCAGAGUGUAAUCCAUCUACAGUGUUCCAGGUAUCCUCCAUGCUGCAAGGCAAUGGACAACGACUAGCUCAAGCACUGGCCAAGUUGACUAAUCGAACAGAAAAACUAGGCUUCAGAAACUGGCUGAGGGCUGUAUCUGAAACAACUCAUGUCUUACACAAUGAAUGAGAAAAUUGAUCCUAAAGUUUUUUGUAUAUUUAUUUUUUUAGAGCGAUAAAAAUUGUUAUGAAGAUGAAAACUUCAGUCUGUAAUAAACUAAUUGCAUUAUAUUAAUCUCUGUGUAAUCACUUGCAGUGUGUAGACAGUACAAUGCUACUCUUAACCAGGAAAUAAGGUCAUCAGUUUAUGCAUCCCUUUAAAGUAUAAUGCUUCACUUUGAUUGACUGUUUUUAAACAGCUGUGAUUGGCUUAUUUUGAUCCCUAUUACAUUGGUGAUUUUUUUUUUCUCAACAGUUUGCUUGUGGUAGCUACACAACCGCUCACAAAAACAUCAGGGAAUGAAAUGAACUUAUCUCAGCUGUGUAAAAACAACCAAUCAUAUCUGGGCAUUGCACUUUAUCAAUAGCAUGUUGUUGACUUUCCAAAAUUACCCCCAAAAGUGGUGUGCAACUGAAACUUGAGACUCACAUCAUAAGUUACCAUCUUGGGUUACAAAUUACAGUGUUGUGUUCUCUUUCACCACAGUGUUGCACGGCAUUUGUUUACAUAUUAAAUUCUGUAACACUCUAAACCUAAUUAUCUUAAUUGACCUAAUUAACUUCUUUGUUCACAAAUGAAUUUGAGUUACAUUUGUACAUGAGAAAUACAUUAUGUCCAUUUUGUAUUUUACCCCAUUUUUUUGUUUUCAUUCAUUUGUUUUAGUUUACUUCUUUAUAUUUCUGUUGUCCCAUUCUAUACCUCCCUGAUGUGUUUGUACACUUCUAUUUUUUGUCAUAAGUGGGCAAUUUAUCCAGUUGAUGGCAAGUUUGCCUUUUUCCCUCACCUGAAAAUUGAGGAAAUGUAUUGUAACACUACUAAAUUUAAACAGAAUUGAACAAAAUGGUUAAUUCUAUCAUAAUAAAGUCAGAGUUAAGUCAAAAGCUAUUACCUCCAACAUAUGUUGCUGGUGUUGAUUGUUGGAAUAUUUAGGUCUCAUAUUAGAUAUGAAGUGAAGAUGGGUGUGGCUCCCAUGGGUGUGGCUCCCAUGCAGGACCAUUUGUUGCAGCUCAGUGGGUAGAGGAGUGUAACACAAAGCAUUCCUUGUUGGAGUUAAAGUCCAGAUCAGAGGAAUUUUUUUAAGCAUUUUCUCUGUACAUAAUGAUGCAUACAUUUCCUAAGAUGAAGUUGUGAAACUUUGGUCAGUGAACCUGGGAUGACUUCAUUAAGAAAGAUUUGGUCAGAGCUGACCCGAUAACAUACAUAGACACAAAAUGAUUGUUCAUUUCAGUUGACCUGGGAUAUUAUUGCCUGGUUGUUUGGUUUUAAAGUCGCCUCACUUGUUCCAGAAGUUUAUGAUGUCUGACAGUUGAAAUUACGAUAUUGCUGUGUGGAGAAGAUUCUUUCUUUGUAAGUAGCCUCAUAGAAGAGUUACAACCAGCAACGACAAGACAACUGAGUCAAGCUGUAAAGUGAUCAAAAGUCUGGACUUCUGUGAACUCAAGCAAUAAUGCUGUGAGAAGAAACCACAAUGAAGAGUUGACAAGAUCAAAGUUUAGGAGACAGAUACAGUAAUACAGGUUUGAACUUGUUAAUUGAAAUAAAGUUUCUCACACCCUCUCCUUGGAUACACUUAGUUGUGGAAGAAAUUGCGUGUAGGAGAGCGAAGUUUGCGUUAAAAGGCGUCGCAUGCAUAAUUUGUGCUUUUAAAAGGGCUAACUAAAAUGUAGAAAAAAAACUUUUGGCAGGAAAAUUUUCUCCUGAAACAAAAAAAAAACUAAGUCUUUUGGCAGGAAAGUUUGUCCAUGGAAAAAAAAGCCUGGGCUUUUGAAUGGUGUCUGGUGUUGAUUGAAAAAUAUACUAAGUCUUUUGGUGAGAAAAAAUCUUGCUUUGAGCAGUGGACUUUCUCCCAUCAAGAGUCGAUUAUGUUUUUUUGUUUUACAAGAGAGGCUAUUCAAAUCUACAGAAAAUUUUUCCCCUCGGCAACCCUCCAUAAGUAAAAAUGAGUAAAAGAGAUAGCCUACAUUUUGACUAGUUUCCAGGCCCUUUUAAAAGCGCAAUACCUUUUUUUGACCAUUUGUAUGAUCAAUAGAAUACAAAGUGGAAAUACAACUCUUAUUUCUUUGUUAGUUCUCUUUAUUAAUAAAUCUCUUCAUUAUAUGUGAAAGUUUACAACAGUAGAUAAGCAUACAUCACAGAGCUAAGUCUGAUAACAAGAACAAAUAACUAGAUGCGAAAGCAUCAAGAAUACUGACAUCGUACGGAAAUUUUCAAAUGUAAAACUUAUGGCACAAUAAAAUGCAAAUUGAUAAA